Aspergillus welwitschiae is the source of this 1666-nucleotide messenger RNA. RefSeq names its product phosphatidyl synthase. The record is from RefSeq and is a predicted model, not a curated record. Gene Ontology annotation, cellular component: mitochondrion. The coding region runs from base 141 to 1469 and encodes 442 amino acids. Gene Ontology annotation, biological process: glycerophospholipid biosynthetic process. Lineage: Eukaryota; Fungi; Ascomycota; Eurotiomycetes; Eurotiales; Aspergillaceae. The transcript has 2 exons.
CGACGUUGCCCCUGAAGAUCGACUGACGUCGUUGUCGAUUGUCUUCCGCAGUAACCGUUUCUUGUUCAUAUUCUGGGUCCACAAAAGGUCCACUUCUAUUGUUGCCACCCGCCGGAGAUCCACCACUAUUGCUAUCCACAAUGACAACAGCCGACGGAUAUGCUACCCCACGGGUAAGCCGGUUGUCGAGCCUGGACGCAUCCCAGGCCGACCUCUACGGCGGUCCCAGUGUGGUCGUCCCUCCUAAACACUUGAUGGCUUCUACCAUGUCUCAUGAAACAGCCAUGGAAUUGGAAGCCGCCAAACAACAUUUCGACGAAGAGGUUUCCUCCGAAGAAGGUUCCCCUCGAGUUGCUCCCCCUGUGACUAAGAAGGCCCUCACCACUGCCGACGACUUUGCUCUGGCCUUUGAUAUUGACGGAGUCCUUAUCAGAGGUGGGAAGGCUAUCCCUGAAGCUGCCAGUGCACUCAGGUACAUCAAUGGAGAGAACCCUUAUGGUAUCAAAGUACCUUACAUUUUUGUUACAAACGGUGGAGGCAAGACGGAGGAAGAACGAUGCCUUGAUCUCAGUCGACAGCUCGAGCUCGAAGUCUCCCCCGGCCAAUUCAUCUGUGGCCAUACCCCGAUGCGCGAAAUGGCCGAGCGGUACCACACGGUUCUUGUCGUCGGUGGUGAGGGUGAGAAAUGCCGUAUUGUAGCUGAAGGCUACGGCUUCAAGGAUGUCAUCACCCCCGGAGACAUCAUCAAGACUAGACAAGACACUACACCGUUCCGGAAAUUGACCGACGAGGAAUACAAGAACUCCCGAGUCCGGGACUUUUCGCAAACGAAGAUCGAGGCGAUCUUUGUCUUUGCGGAUAGUCGGGACUGGGCCGGUGACCAACAGAUUAUUCUCGAUGUCCUGAUGUCCAAGAAUGGACACCUAGACACCCGAUCCGACUCCUUUGACGAGGGCCCGCCUGUGUUCUUCUCCCACAACGACGUGGUUUGGUCCACCUCCCACGAACAUUCCCGAAUCGGCAUGGGUGCACUCAGAGCGUCGCUAGAGGCGCUGUACAAAGCCGUCACUGGCAAAGAGCUCAACACGAUCGCCUUUGGCAAGCCCCAACUCGGCACAUACCAGUUCGCUACGCGGUUGUUGCGACAAUGGCGCAAGAACACUCAUGCCAUCAACAAACCUCCCAGCACUGUGUACUUUGUGGGCGAUACCCCCGAGUCAGACAUCAGGGGCACAAACGAGUUCAACAAGACCAGUGACGCUGACUGGUUCUCCAUCCUGGUCAAGACCGGUGUGUACCAAGAGGGCACUAUCCCCCGUUAUCCACCCAAGAAGACCUGCAAUCAUAUCCUGGACGCGGUCAAAUUCGCCAUUGACCGCGAAAUGGCCAAAGAGAAGAAAGAGGGGUCGACUGUCGUUGACGACGUUGACUCGGAACUUGAGCUAGAAGCGGGCCUUCUGCCCAACUGAGUUCUUUGCUACUGAUGGUAGCUGGAUGAUACAAGUGUGAUGCAUGUAGAUUCCUAUCAUUCUUGUUUAUUACUUUGUUAUGGAUACCUCUAUGCUAUGAAUGUAUGACAGAUAUGUAUGUCUCUUGGCGUUGUGUUUACUACAUUCAUCUUCUAUACUAUUAUUAUUGUUAGCAAUUAGCAAUUUCAUCAAGGCUG